GUUGCUCACCUAGUUGUUAAAACAAAAAGCAAGAAAAUAUUGUGCAGUGUAUACAAAAGACAAGUGAAGAAGAAAAACGAACAAAAUUGGAAGAAGACAUUUUUCUUUCAAUUCGGUAAUUUAACAGUAAAUAAUUGCAAUUAAUUAUAUAUUUUUUAACUAGCAAAAGAAUUCUAAAAUAAUGAAAAUAUAGAAAUAUAAGAAAAUAAAUCAAAUAUUUUGUUGACAAAAUAUUUAAACAAAUAAAACUGAAAUGAAAGAUUAAACCUGCCUGCAACAUACAAGGAAGCGUAUUAAAGCAAAAGAAAACAGUUUAACUUUGCCAAUAUAAGUGCAGCUGCUGAUUAAUUAUUUAUAUAUAAAUAUAAUUAAUAUAUUUAACAACGUCAUUUUCUAACUAAAACGUAUAAAAAACGAGAAAAUUUUAAGCAAUUUAUAGCAGAAAGUGAAAAAAAAAACGGAAUUUGUGCAGAGGGCAAAAGUUACACUUAAACACUCCAUUACCACUAAGUGGUUUGGUUGGUUGGUUGAUUGUUGUCUGAAGCAAACAAAUUUCCCUGGAAUCCUUCCUUGUUGGAAUUUACUGCUUCCUUUCUAUCCCAUCUACUGUUUUACAUAUAUUUUUUUACGUUUGUUAACCUGUUUGCCUAGAGUGGAUAUGAAUUGUACAUUGACAAGAUGGGGAGAGUUACCAUCAUUGGUAUUGGGCCAGAUUUACGAAUAUUUAGAACCUCAUGAUCGCCUUAAUGCCAGUCAAACGUGCAGACAUUGGCGCAGCGUUUUAUUUCAAAAGAGAUUUUUCCUUAAUUCUAAAUUUAAACUACAUAUUGACAACGAUCGUCAGUGCAAAUUCUUUCGCCAUACUUUAUACAAUCUGACGAACGAGCUAAUUAUUAUUUUCGAUUUCAUAAAUGUUUUCCAUAUUGAAAAAAUACGACGCAUCUUAUACAAAGUUGCACGAUGUGAUAGUUUACAAGGUUUACGUUUUCAAACAAACAAUGUGGGUCUAACACCACCCGGUGAUAUAAGUGAAGAGAGUCUAGUCGAUAUUGAACAACUCUUUGUUGAACCAUUAAAAAUAUUUUUAAAUCGCAAGAAAACCGCCUGUAAAAUAUUGGACUUAGGUGCAAUUGAAGCUUUAACUUAUUAUGGUUUAGAUUUCCUAAAAUCUUUGAGCCGGCCUCAAGAAUUAAACGAACUAACAUUGGCCUCCAUCAAAUACGAUCCUAGUCAUUAUCCCAUGUUCGCCAUGGAGAAUACACUAUUGCAAAAAUGUUCAUCGCUACAAGUACUUUCGCUCGAUUACGAUACGCUCAACGAAGAACUGUUGCAUACAUUAAAAGUUUUACCGCUGAAGAAAUUUUUAAUAUGUGUUCACGGUUUGGAUCGUCAUCAUCCUGGUAUAUCGGAGAGAGCAUGGUCGGAAUUUUCAGCAAAUUUUAAUAAUAUCGAUUUGAUUGUAACGCUGAUUUAUGCCUUCGAAGCUGUUGAAGUCUUGCAAAUGCGUAUCUUAAGACAAAAUAUGCCCAUAACACAUUUGCGUGUAUUAUUCUGUGAUUAUAUGAAUGUUGAUGCAUUGGAAUGGAUUUCUUUAAAUAAUAGCCGCACUUUGAAAAGUAUACAAUGGAUUGAUUCCGCCUGCAAACAUUCCGAUAAAAAUAUUAUGGACUUAUUUUUACGCUCCGGACAAGAUCCCUUUAUAAUGAUGUCUUGGCGUUGCAAGAAUUUAGAAGAAAUUGUCAUACACGGUUAUGUUUUGGAUCCCCAUAACAUUGUUGGCAUUUCUCGUUUACGUGGCCGUACCUUAAAACAUUUAGAGGUAUCAAUGAUUGAUAAUGCUCCCACUGAAGCCAACAUCGAUUCCUUUAUAGAAGAAAUCAAUACUUUGUUGGGCCAAAAAUGGGAACCUUCAAAUCUCAAUAAUAUGCAUCCAGCACUCGGCUAUAUGCCCGUAGCAGAUGAUGUACGUGAUGAAUAUGUCUUCGAUCUCAUACGACGUGAUAUUUCCAAUUAAAACUGGAAACAAAUAUAAAAAAACUCAAAAUCCAUAAACAAAUUUUACACUUUUUAAGGAAAAUUUGUUAAAUCAAACUUUUUUUGAUUAAGCGCAGUACACACACACACACAAAAGCAAAAAACAACAACAACUACAGCAACUAACAUUAAAUUAACUUUGCAAUAUUUUUUAAUUAUUAAGUGAAAAUCCCCUUAAAAAAGCAAAAAAAAAACAUCACUUCAAACUUAAACAACAAAACACACAAACUAAAUAAACUAAAAGUCAUGCCAAGUAAAUCAAAUCAACAACAACAACCAACGAUUUUUUGUCAUCAUCAUCAUUUAAUUCAUCAUAUUAAAUUAAGCAGCGGGAUUUGCAGCAGCCGUCAUUAUACUACAUUACAAUGAUGUUGGGUAAAUAUGUAUGUUUAAAU
This is a messenger RNA of Lucilia sericata (common green bottle fly), 2429 nucleotides long. RefSeq names its product F-box only protein 33. Gene Ontology annotation, cellular component: SCF ubiquitin ligase complex. Gene Ontology annotation, biological process: SCF-dependent proteasomal ubiquitin-dependent protein catabolic process; positive regulation of protein ubiquitination. Gene Ontology annotation, molecular function: protein binding. The coding region runs from base 659 to 2014 and encodes 451 amino acids. Lineage: Eukaryota; Metazoa; Arthropoda; Insecta; Diptera; Calliphoridae. The record is from RefSeq and is a predicted model, not a curated record. The transcript is spliced from 8 exons.